Ictalurus punctatus (channel catfish) is the source of this 5564-nucleotide messenger RNA. It is a transcript of the gene pnpla7a, whose product is annotated as patatin-like phospholipase domain containing 7a. The transcript is spliced from 35 exons. Gene Ontology annotation, molecular function: phosphatidylcholine lysophospholipase A1 activity. Bases 171 to 4280 code for a protein of 1369 amino acids. The record is from RefSeq and is a predicted model, not a curated record. Gene Ontology annotation, cellular component: endoplasmic reticulum. Lineage: Eukaryota; Metazoa; Chordata; Actinopteri; Siluriformes; Ictaluridae. Gene Ontology annotation, biological process: lipid metabolic process.
GAACUUUACAUUGUAAAGCUCGUUGCAUUGGAAAGUAGAAUUGUUUCCCCUUCCCUGUUUUUAUCGCAGUAUAUGAAGAGCUGUGAUGUUUACCGCGAGCUAACGUAUUUGACGUAGCUAACGUUACUGUCGUUAGGUUUAAAUGAGAGCUGCUACACAGCUAGCUAGAAAUGGAUAAAUAUGUCAGAGGAUCAUGUACAUCUCCAGUUUUGACAGCUGGAAUUGACUUUCGUGCCCGUGUGCAGCAGUUUAUGGAGGAGAGGAUGCAGACUACAAUGUUGACAGGCAUGUUAAUAGGGGCCGUGGUGGCCGUGUGCCUCAUUGGCAUCUCUGUGCUCUUCCUCUACCGCAGAUACAAGUUAUCGAGUCAGCAGACGGGUACGCCUCGGUACCGCUUCAGGAAAAGAGACAAGGUUCUUUUUUAUGGGAGAAAGAUCAUGAGAAAGGUCCAGACUCUGUCCUCCACACCCUUGUCUACUUCAGUCUCUAAACAUCGCCCUCGGAAAAGGCCUAAAGUCUUGAGUAUAGCUCGAAGGAUAUUGCGGAUAAAGAAGGAGCCCCCGACCCUGCAGCCCAAGGAGCCUCCUCCCUCUCUGCUGGAGGCAGAUCUCACAGAGUUUGAUGUGCAGAACUCCAACUUGCCCUCAGAGGUGCUUUACAUGCUUAAGAAUGUCAGAGUGCUGGGUCACUUUGAGAAACCUCUGUUUCUGGAGCUUUGUCGACACAUGGUGUUUAUCGAGCUGCAGGAGGGCGAGGGUCUGUUCAAACCAGGAGAUGAUGAUGACAGCAUUUAUGUGGUCCAGGAUGGGAGACUGGAGCUGCGUAUCCAUGAAAACGAUGGCACAGAGCCAGUGGUGAAGGAUGUGCUGCCUGGAGACAGUGUUCACAGCCUGCUCAGCAUUCUUGACAUCAUCACGGGUUAUCCUGCUCCGUAUAAGACUGUGUCUGCUCGAGCAGCGGCACGCUCCACCAUCCUGCGCCUGCCUGCCUCUGCCUUCGAGUCCGUGUUUGAGAAAUAUCCGGAAACGCUAGUGAGAGUUAUACAGAUAAUCAUGGUUCGGCUACAGAGAGUGACCUUCCUUGCCUUGCAUAACUACCUGGGGCUAACCACUGAACUCUUCAAUCCAGAGAGGCAGGCUGUGCCUCUGACUACAGUCAGCAGUGUGAUUGCUGAGGGAAGCCCCGGCCGUGUUCCUCGCAGACCCCAUUUGCACACACCGUUAGAUGAGGAUUACAGCCAAGGACCUGCAGAUUCUACAGACUCGGAUGGAGGGAAAACGGCUUCUUCAGAGAAUUUGUCUACAGUUCUCAGGAAACCUCGCUCUGUCUCAGCACCAGUGGACAGCACAGGGGUAGCUGGUAACGAUCUGAGCAUGGCAUACGAGCGAGCCAGAGUGACCUUGGAAGAUUCACUGCCCAGCCCUGUUCACUACAAGUCUAUUCUGAAGAAGACCGUGACCAUGCAUCAAGCUCCAUCCACAGUGUAUCAUUACACAGAUGACGGCGGGAGGUCUGAUGUUCCCCCCAGUAAAGUGGGCGCCAUCUUCGAAGCAGCAAAAAAGGACUUGUUGGGGAUUUUCCAACUGCAGGACCCCAGUCUAUUGGAGGGCAGAGUGACUCUGCACCAGGUGAAGGCCAGCUCUGUGGUGGCACGUCAAGGAGACCAGGAAGUGAGUGUGCAGUUUGUGAUUUCGGGUUUACUGCACGUGUACCAGCGGAUGAUCGACCGUGAGGAGGAAUCGUGUCUGUUUGUGACUCACCCUGGAGAGUUGGUGGGUCAGCUGGCCGUGCUCACAGGGGAACCGCUCAUCUUCAGUGUGCACGCUCAGCGUGACUGCACCUUCCUCUCCAUUUCCAAAACCCAUUUUUAUGAAAUCAUGCGUGCAGAACCGACGGUUGUGCUAAAUGUAGCUCACACCGUAGUGCGCAGGAUGUCCCCAUUUGUCAGACAGAUUGACUUUGCGCUCGACUGGAUGGCUGUGGAAGCUGGCCGAGCAGUCUACAGGCAAGGCGAUAAGUCCGAUAGUACCUUUAUAGUGCUGAGCGGACGCUUGCGUUCGGUCAUUUUGAAGGAGGAUGGGAAGAAGGAGCUGACCGGAGAGUACGGAAGAGGAGAUCUAAUCGGAGUGGUGGAGGCUCUGACCCAUCAGAACAGAGCCACUACAGUGCAUGCUGUGAGGGAUUCGGAGCUGGCUAAACUGCCGGAGGGAGCACUCAGCUCCAUCAAGAGGAAAUUCCCACAGGUGGUCACACGACUCAUUCAUCUUCUCGGGCAGAAGAUCCUUCAGCAGGUCAAUGGGCCUUUAACAGCCCGUAGUCUGUCUCUGCACACUCCAAGCAGUAAGUGGGACGCAGGCAAUCCUGCCUCCAACCUGUCCACCGUGGCCGUGUUGCCCGUGUCUGAGGAAGUCCCCCUGACCGCGUUCACCCUGGAGCUGCAGCACUCUCUCAUUGCCAUCGGUCCCACACUUCUCCUGACCAGUGACAUUAUCAAACAGCGAUUGGGUUCUGCAGCAUUGGACAGUGUGCACGAGUACAGGUUGUCGAGUUGGCUGGGCCAGCAAGAGGACAUACAUCGUAUUGUCCUGUACCAAACCGACGGCUCUCUCACACCCUGGACCCAGCGCUGCAUCCGCCAGGCUGACUGCAUCAUCAUCAUCGGACUUGGGGAGCAGGACCCCGCGGUGGGGGAGCUGGAGCGGAUGCUGGAAGGAAGUGCAGUGAGGGCUCAGAAACAGCUGGUUUUGCUGCACCGGGAGGAUGGGCCUCCACCCACAGGAACUGCUGAGUGGCUCAACAUGCGCAGCUGGAUCUCCAGACACCUGCAUCUCUCCUGCCCCCGUAGGGUCUUCUCUAAGAGGAGCCUGCCCAAACUGAGAGAGAUGUACCAGCGUGUUUUCCAAAAGCCUGCAGACCGCCACUCUGAUUUCUCCCGUCUGGCAAGAGCCCUGACUGGCAACGCCAUCGCAUUGGUACUUGGGGGUGGAGGAGCCAGGGGCUGCUCUCAGGUGGGUGUCUUGAGAGCGCUUCACGAGGCUGGGAUCCCUGUAGACCUGGUGGGAGGCACCUCCAUCGGUUCCAUGAUGGGAGCUCUGUACGCCGAGGAGCGCAGCUACAGCAGGAUGAGGAUCCGAGCCAGGGAGUGGGCUGUGGAGAUGACAUCAGUUUUCAAAAAGAUUGUGGAUCUAACCUACCCCAUCACGUCCAUGUUCUCUGGAGCAGCCUUUAACUCCAGCAUCAAUGCUGUCUUCAAAAAUAAGCAAAUCGAGGACCUGUGGAUCCCUUAUUUCAACAUCACCACUGACAUCACUGCUUCUGCCAUGAGAGUGCACACUGAUGGUUGGUCUUUCUCCCUUGCCACCCACGCUUUUUAUCGGGUGACCCAACAUGAUCCCAACCCUCCCCCACCCUGUUUUCCAGGCUCUCUGUGGAGAUAUGUUCGUGCGAGCAUGUCAUUGUCCGGUUAUCUUCCUCCUCUGUGUGACCCCAAAGAUGGACACCUUUUAAUGGAUGGAGGUUACAUCAACAACCUGCCAGCGGAUGUGGCGCGGUCGAUGGGAGCUAAAGUUGUGAUCGCCAUCGAUGUGGGCAGCCAAGACGAAACCAAUCUAACCAACUAUGGAGACGCUCUAUCUGGCUGGUGGCUGCUAUGGAAACGGCUCAACCCUCUGGCAGAGAAAGUCAAAGUGUUGAACAUGGCUGAGAUCCAGACUCGCCUAGCGUACGUGUGCUGUGUGAGGCAGCUGGAAUCCGUCAAGAACAGCGAUUAUUGCGAAUAUAUCAGACCUCCCAUCAACAGAUAUCGCACUCUGGAGUUCGGCAAGUUUGAUGAAAUUGCCGAGGUGGGCUACCAGCACGGGAAGACCGUGUUUGACGUGUGGUGCAGGAGCGGAGUGGUGGAGAAGAUGCUGAAGGACAGGCGCCAAGAGGAGUUCCACAACACCCACAGCAACAAUAUGGUGACUUGUCCAAACGCCUCCUUCACUGACCUGGCAGAGAUCGUCUCCCGUAUCGAGCCUGUCAAACAAGCACUUAAGGAUGAGGAGUCCGACUAUCACACUGAUUACGAGGAGGAGCUGGUGGGAAGUGCCCUGUCUGACAUGGAACCCACCAACUACUGCAGCGAGCACACAGAGGAGGAGCUGACUGCUGAUACCGAUGAAGACCUGGAAAGAGAUCAUUCGGAAGACGUGAGUGGAGCAUGUACUUCUGAGCCACAGCACACAACAAGCCCUAAUGACACUCCAACUGUAAGAGCCAGAAAGGUGCGAGAAGAGUGACCGGUCAGCCAUGACUUGUGACAUCUAUCCGUCCAGUGCUGGGUUGGCUUAUGACGAACACUUACAUUCCCAAAAAAAAAAAAAAUGCAGCGUUCCUCAAGACUUUCACGAAUGUGUUCUUAUCUACAGUAGAAUGAACGAAUAAUAGGGACAUUUGGUUAAAAACGCAUUGGCAGUCAGAUGGGCACGGGUAGAUUUUCUGCACCUCGUGCCGUGUCUGUGCGGUAAGUAACGUCUAGCGGGAGAUUCGUGUAACCGACACUCUUACAUUAUCACUGUGAAUCAUUUAAAUGCAACAUCCUCGAAGCACAAAUGAAAGGACUGCUCAACGUUUCACUAAGAUUGCUCCCUCGCCACUCCGUACCAGUAUAUUCGAGCAGAACCGUUUGUUCAUGAACAUCUUACCCGCUGCUGCAAAUGCUGUUUCACAGCCCAGCCUUGGGGUACUGAAGUAUUUUUAGUUUCUACUUUUAUUUUCAACCACUACAGUAUAAACAUUCAGCGGUGAUUUUAUAAAGCAUCCGAGUGCGAUUUCAGAUUCGACAUCUCCAAGCUGUCCGCAUGAACCGACACUCGUUUGAGAGUUUAAAUACAACAGCCGUCCAAUCAAGACCGUAGCGUGUCCGAAGUCCGACGAUGAAUGACUGACUCCGCGUACAUCCGGACACUCCAGAAACAAGCCUAUCAAUGCAAUUUAGGUGUUUUUUUUUUGUUUGUUUGUUUGUUUGUUUGUUUUUUCUUUCUUCGUUCGUGUAAUCGUGUUUGUUCGAGACGUUUUAUGUGUUCCGCAGUGCCUUUUGCUCUUGCUCUUUACGAUGAAGUAACCACAGGAGAGCCGUCACGUCUGAUUCGUUUAGUACGCCUAUCAAUGAGUCUAACAGUACUAAGAGUCUAAUCUUACAAGUGCACCUAGUAUAGGGUGUUUUUUUUGUUUGUUUGUUUUUUGUUUUUUUAAAAAUAAUAAAUACCACUGUGAUGUAACUAUAACGACUGAAGACACGUACUUCGCUACCUUCAUUUUGCACUCCUGUUCAAUCUGACAUUUUCAGUGGUCAAGUAGUGUUAGUCACAAUAUGUAAAAACCUACAGAGUCCUUGACAUUUAUUUACAAAUGCUCGUCCAAGUGCAGUCUUUAUUCACGUUUCGAAUUGAAAAUAUGGAAGAAAGGUGAAUUCAGUACGCCGUACGGGUUUCUUAAGGGUUGCGAGGAAAGUGAUCAUUCAGUUAUUUGUCAAAAUAUAUGACACUAAUUACUAAUAAAGUGCAAUUAGCAAUUAAACAUGA